AUGCGUCGCGAUCUUGAUCUGCAUAUUGCCGAAUUGGCACGACGAACUGACGACUUAAAUGCGGAACUGCAACGUAACAUGUCACAAGAGCAGCGUCAACAUGAGCUAGAAGUUGAACAACAACGCUAUGAAAAGCAAAUGGCAAUCGAACAUGAACGCUAUGAACAAGAAAGAAUUAAGUACCUAGCACAGCUGUCAUUAUCUUAUAUGAAUGAAAUCAGUAAUCUUCUAGAAAAAACUGAUGGAUAUCUCAACUCAAAUCCAUUAACGGCGGCACUUGCUCGAGCAAAAACGUUGAAUGUGAUAGGACAACUUGGCUCGAAUCGAUCAAGACAACUCAUUGAAUUUCUACAUGAUGCUAAACAGAUGACUACUGAUGAUAAACCACUCGAUUUAUCUGGUGCACAACUCAAUAAACUCGACUUCCGUGGUUCAUCAGCUCUACAUACACGAAAAAAACUUUCACUAGUCGGGAUUAGUUUGAAUGAAGCUACGUUCGAAGGCCUACAAAUCGAUGGUUGGGAUUUUACUGCUGCUUCAUUAAAUGGUGCUAAUUUUCGAUAUUGUAAUAUUAGCAACACCAUAUUUCAUACACGAUCUGAUCGUUUAAUAUUAGCAAAUUUUGAUGAACGUUUACGUGAAUUAGAAGAUAUUCGUUGUGAAUAUGAACAAUCUCGAACAUUAUCACGCGAUAUAUAUGCAACUGAAACUUAUAAAAUAGCUAGUGAAGAAUAUUCAAUUACAAUUAAACUUUUUUAUCAAUAUUUAUAUGAAGAAAAUCAAUUUUAUAAUAACAUAUCUCGAUAUUUAUCAUGA
Rotaria sordida is the source of this 816-nucleotide messenger RNA. Lineage: Eukaryota; Metazoa; Rotifera; Eurotatoria; Philodinida; Philodinidae. The record is from the annotation of a GenBank genome assembly.